Callorhinchus milii (elephant shark) is the source of this 1122-nucleotide messenger RNA. RefSeq names its product ribonuclease H2, subunit A (gene rnaseh2a). The transcript is spliced from 9 exons. Bases 65 to 958 code for a protein of 297 amino acids. NCBI's taxonomy places the organism in Eukaryota, Metazoa, Chordata, Chondrichthyes, Chimaeriformes, Callorhinchidae. Gene Ontology annotation, biological process: DNA replication, removal of RNA primer; mismatch repair. Gene Ontology annotation, cellular component: ribonuclease H2 complex. Gene Ontology annotation, molecular function: RNA-DNA hybrid ribonuclease activity; RNA binding. The record is from RefSeq and is a predicted model, not a curated record.
GGGACUACAGCUCCCAGAAGGCCUCGCGGCAGGUCAGGCCGGAGGCGGGAAGCGGGACAGAGCCAUGGAGGCCGCCCUCCUCGCCAGCGGCAGCGCCCGACUACAGUCCGCGGUGCCCGGGGUCUGCCGCGCCGAGGACUGCUGCCUCGGCAUCGACGAGGCGGGGCGGGGCCCGGUGCUGGGGCCAAUGGUGUAUGGAAUCUGUUUCUGUCCAAUCUCCAAGCGAGAGCAACUCGCUCAGCUCAAGGUUGCAGAUUCCAAGACUCUAACGGAGGACGAGCGAGAGAAACUCUUUACGAAACUGAAUGACGCAAAUGAUUUUGUUGGCUGGGCCUUGCGGAUCCUCUCCCCCAAUGAGAUAUCAACUGGUAUGCAGCAAAGGAGCAAAUAUAACCUGAACACGAUGUCUCAUGACACCGCCAUCGGGUUAAUCCAAUACGCGCUGGACAGUGGGGUUCAACUGAAAGAGGUUUACGUAGACACUGUGGGACCUGCUGAAAAGUACCAAGCAAAGCUGAAGGAGCUUUUCCCAGAGCUGGAGAUCACAGUGAAAGCCAAAGCUGAUUCUCUGUUCCCCAUUGUCAGUGCAGCCAGUAUCUGUGCCAAAGUUGCAAGAGAUCGUUCUGUUAAAUCCUGGACUUUUAUUGAAAAUCUCGGGGACGUAAAUGUGGAUUAUGGUUCAGGAUAUCCCAACGACCCUAAGACCAAGGAGUGGCUGUCCAGCAAUGUGGACCCUGUGUUUGGCUAUCCGCAGUUUGUACGGUUCAGUUGGAGCACGGCCCAGGUUAUACUGGACAGCAAGGCCGUCCCUGUACACUGGGAAGAUGACGGUAAAGAUGGGGACAAAAAGGACACUCCCUCAGUGCUGUCCUUCUUCGAGAAGAAAACCGUGGACCCAAAGCUUCAGUCACAUCGCUACUUCACAGAGAGGAAGCUCGUCUCAAUCGCAAAUCUAUAAAACGUUCCCUCAUUGCAUGUCCUACUGCCACACGGUACAGUAUUACCUCCAGUGAUCAGAGCACCUGGCAGUUGCCCACUGAAUGAAUACACCUUCAGCACCUGUUAUACCAGCUGCCACGCUUCGCCCACAAAACACACAGUCACUACACUUUACAGUCUAUC